Messenger RNA from Volvox carteri f. nagariensis, 2304 nucleotides. RefSeq lists its product as uncharacterized. Gene Ontology annotation, molecular function: mRNA binding. NCBI's taxonomy places the organism in Eukaryota, Viridiplantae, Chlorophyta, Chlorophyceae, Chlamydomonadales, Volvocaceae. Gene Ontology annotation, cellular component: cytoplasm; nucleus. The transcript is spliced from 10 exons. Bases 1 to 2304 code for a protein of 767 amino acids. The record is from RefSeq and is a predicted model, not a curated record.
AUGGACCGCUACGGACACAACAAGGGGCACUACUAUUCGAACGGUCCAGGAGGAACAGGCGGCGGCGGCGGCGGCGGACCCCGUUCCGGACCCAAGAGUCGUUACACCCUGUUCGUGGAAAAUGUCAGCUCCAUGACUCCAAAAAAGGACCUUGUACGAGAGAUGGAACGGAUCGCGGGAACCGUCCUGGCGGCCGCCAAAGAUGAUCGUAAACGUACGGCACUGGUGGAGUUUCGGAGGACCAGCGACGCUGACUACGCGUAUCGUAAGGCCCACGGGGUCCGAAUGGACGGUCGGAGGUGGGAGGUGCGGUGGGCUUCCCGUGACGACUUCCGGGACUUUGGCUGGAAGUGGACGGAGGGCGGGUACGAGAGUGAUGAGGACGAUCGUGACACGGGACAUUACAACAAUACCACCUCUCCAGUCACCCGGGAUCGGAGCAGCUGCCUAUCGCCAAACUGCGAAACCGUGUCCUUGGGCCACCCGCCUGAGUUGUCCGUCGGCCGGUCCGCGCGGCACCUUUACGCUACCGGUGUGUACCACAGGUCGAAAGAAGCUGCGGAUAUAAGAUAUAAGAUUGCGCCUAGCUCGGUCACACUGGGCCACGCACAACUUCAAGCCAAGGCACCCAGCAACAAAGUGCACCCGAUGGCACCAAAAAUGGCUUCAAUCGUGGUCGAUACCUACGAAACAAUAUACAGCUUAAAACUUGCCAAGUAUUUCGAGCGCCUAUCGGCAUCACCAGGAACCGGUCCCAACUGCGCCGGCCACCUGCGAAAAGCUCCGUCAGCACCAUCUUCCCCGCGACACACAGAUCUCUCAGCCGCUAACAUUUCAGAUGGUAGCAAUCAACAUAUUGAAUCGAUCCUGACCGCACAGCAGCAGUCGCUACUAUCGCCCUCUCCACGCCUCGCAGAGUCGGAGUAUUGCCUUCGGUCAGCCAACAUUGCCGACGACGACGAGAAUAGUGCCGACAGCGACGCAUUCAACCGCUACAGCAAGAACAUUAUCAAUACCAACAUCAAUAUGAGCUCUACUAAUGACAGCAAGACCGGCAGCAGUAGCAGCAGCAGCGGCCCCUGCUUAGGCGGCUGCGCCGUUCGCUCCGGAAGCAACCCCACCUCCUGCACCAGCAGAAGCAACCUCGCUACCGUGCACUCCGCAGCCAGCCCCAACCCCAUCGCCCCCACCCCGACCAGCAACUGCGACCUACAGCCAGACUCCCUCUCCCCAUCCCCAUCCCCGAGCCCUCGGUUGCCCCAUACAAAAACUCCGCGCAGCAGCGGCAGGAAUGGCAGUAACGGCAGCGGUAACCACCCAUCGCACGAGAAUCAGAAUCAGAACCUGUUCUUGACACGGCCCCGUAAGCACCUGGGCGCUCACCACAUUGAGCUUCGCGAGGAGGAGGUUGAGGAGGAGGAAGAAGAGGAGGUCCUGCCUUCGGAAAUCGCAGGGCAGCAGCAGCAGCAGCAGCAGCAAAACCACCACCACCACCACCACCAACAACAACAACAACAGCGGACGGCGGGUGGCAUCAGCCGCAGCAGACGACCCCCUCUCUCCCAGGGGACUACUACCAGCGCCUCCAAGACGCCCACCGCCACCGCAGCGCCCGCAGCUGGAUUCGAGCGGCCGUCGCUACCGCUGAUCUCGGUGCUGCUCUGCUCGCCCCGCGAUGGCGUUGAGGCGGCGGUGAAAAAGGUCUUGGACAAGGGCGCAGACGCAGACGCGGACCGGGGCCAAAGCCAAGGCCCGAGUGCGGGUGAGGAUGCGGGUGCGGGUGCGGGUGUCCCGCACCUGCCCCUGGAGUACGAGGCGCUAAUGGAGGCGCACAUGGACGACCUGAUCGCCCGGGGCCUUAUCCACUGGACCCCGGAGCAGCUUGUAGAAGACGCCCUGCAGCGGGCCUUCUUCUCACCAGCCGCCUCCUCCUUACCCUCACCUUGCUGCUCCGCCGCCUCCUCCUCCUCAACCUCCGCCGCCUCCUCCUCCUUCGACUCCUCCUCCUCCACCGCCUCCUCGUCCUCCGCCGGCGCCGCCGCCGCCGCUGCUGCCGCCUCACCAUCAGCGACAGCGGCAGACAAAAAAGGAGCAGUAGCAGCAGCCCCGACGGGGGUGGAAGCGGGGGCGGCGGCGGUGGUGGUGGUCCAAGACUUGGAGUUUGCCGCGGGGGCAACGCGGGGCAAUGCCCGCGGCGGUCCAAUUCCAGGGAAGCCAGCGGCCCUCGGGUGCCGGCUGGGGCUGUGCGGCAUGGGGCUUUUCGGGGGCUGCAAGCUACGUGGCAGUGUCGAAGAUGGUGUGUGA